This is a messenger RNA of Macroventuria anomochaeta, 2684 nucleotides long. RefSeq lists its product as uncharacterized. Lineage: Eukaryota; Fungi; Ascomycota; Dothideomycetes; Pleosporales; Didymellaceae. The record is from RefSeq and is a predicted model, not a curated record. Gene Ontology annotation, molecular function: protein kinase activity; ATP binding. Bases 120 to 2414 code for a protein of 764 amino acids. The transcript has a single exon. Gene Ontology annotation, biological process: protein phosphorylation.
GUUUCCAUCGACAUUGGAGCUUGAGUAUUGGCUAUUGCGCUUGCAGAUGCAACAGUACAUUAUAUUACCGUCUUCAUAAGUCGCAGUGCUCCACGUGUGCAUCCGACUAUCACAUCGUCAUGGCCGACCAAUCGCCCGAUUACAAGCAGCUGUUUCUCGAUGAGCAGCGCAAACGUAAAGACGAGCAGAGCAGACGCCAGGCAGCAGAGCAUGCCUAUGAGCAAGAACAGCGCAAACGCGAAAAUGCAGAGCAGGCGCAAAAAACUGCGGAAGAAAAAACUCGUGAUACGACCUUACCCGAGUUUCUAGACGGCUGCCACGUCUACCUCCAUUCAAAUCUCGUCAUCCAGACCGAUGCGAACUUGUCAACGCGAGGCGAUCCUGCAAACGCAAAGAACAAACCCCGACCCGAGCGGCUCCGUGCAUGGACAGACUUCGCCUCUCAGCAGGAGGAGGUAUGGGAUGAUCUGAUGAGCUCAGACUUUGUUACGAAGCAGCUCUUUAAUUCGCUGCACACCCUGAGCGGUAUUGGACGGGGUCUCCAGCAAAGAAUGCUGGGCUCCGAGCUGGACCUGCAUGUCUUCCAACGAACGACGAUCGAUGACCCUGUGUCUCAGAUCAUCAGAGAGAUGCACGGCGACCAAAGCCUCAGACGAAAGUUCGGCCUGUGCGGCGGUGUAAAGUUCGAGAACCACGCCAAUACUCUCAGCCCGGAGGACGGAAUAGAGGAGUCUAUGCAGCGGCUGUCGGUAUCUGGCACUCAGCGACGACGGUCACCGCGCCUGCAAGCAAAGGCUAGCCCAUCAGCCCCGUCGAACCUCGCAGACACCGCCCGGAACGAGAAGUCACAACCUGCCCGCGCUCGAGCCGACCAAUUCUGCGUUUACAACACGGGUGACAACAAACGCGUCGCCGCCUUCGUCAUGGAGUACAAAGCGCCGCAUAAGAUCCCACUGGGCUACAUCUACGAAGGUUUGGAUGAUAUGGACCUCGACGACGUCGUCCAAGGCCGCGAGAACGAAAGCUCUCGAGACUACUUCCGCCGGCUGAUGGCUGCGGUGAUCACGCAGGCCUACAGCUAUAUGAUCCAAACUGGCGUGGAAUACGGAUGCGUGUGCACUGGCGAAGCGAGUAUUUUCCUGCGCGUCCCCCAUGACCCCACGACUGUCUACUACUUCCUUUCUGUCGCAAAAGGUGAUGUAGGGGACACGACCGGUUGGGCACAAGACUCAGACGGCCCGAAUCGCCUCCACCUCACCGCCGUUGGACAGAUGUUGGCGUUCACUCUACAAGCGAUGAAGACCCCUCCUCGGAGCCAAAAGUGGCGAGAUGACGCCUUUGCUCAACUGAAAAGCUGGGAGGUCGUGUUUGACGAGCUGCUUGACGAGCUUCCAUCAGAUGAGGCGCCGUCGUCUGAAUACCGACCACCCCAAGACCCAAGUUUCCUCCGUAUGUCGCCUGUUCGACUUCGGCGAAGACCUGCGCGCGCCCGCUCGCCAGAUUAUGCGAACACUCGAAGCCGCCCUGACUCUAGCGACGAAGAGCCUGACGUGGACACGCCCAGCCGACAGCCGGUGGUGGGAUCACAAAAUCUGUCCUACACACAGCCCGCAGGCAAAUCCACGUCGAGCCGUAAGUCGCGCCACACGGGACAGGCUGGGCAGUACUGCACUCAGAAGUGCCUGCUUGGCCUCGUAAAUGGUGGUCCGCUUGACCAGUUGUGCCCGAAUGUGAAGGAGCAUGGCAACGACUGUCACCGAAUUCGUGUAUCGACCUUCCUCAAGCGCAUCCGCCAGCAGCUUUCCAAGGAUCUAGACAGCAACUGUGAGCUCAUAGGCAUCCAUGGAGCGUGUGGUGUUCCCUUCCGGGUACGGCUGGUGUCUCACGGGUACACCGUAGUUGCCAAAGCUACCCCUGUCUACUUCGUGCAUUGUCUCGAGCAGGAGGCUGCUAUCUACAGACAACUUCGCCCAAUACAAGGCACGCAUAUACCAGUGUGUCUGGGUAGCAUUGACAUGGAAGUGCCUUAUCGUUACGAUGGCAUCGCUGAGCUGGAACACAUGAUGUUCCUCAGCUACGGAGGCAAACGCCUCGACAAGCUGCAGACUGGCAAAGACAAGCUGCUCAUUGCCCAGCAACUUGCUAGGUCCGUCGAGGCCAUACACAGCCUCGGGGUUCUGCAUACAGAUCUCGAGCCGCGGAACAUGUUGUGGGACGAGGAUAGACGCCAGUUGAUGGUGAUUGACUUUGAGCGGGCGCGAGUUCCUCAAUCGCGUCGUGUCCUUACUGCCAUUACUGGCAAUCAAAAGAACACGACAAAGUCAAGCACAGACGCAGCCAAGGUACCAGAGGACGGAAACAUGUUCGUGCGAGAGAGACGUCAUGCGGCCAACGAACUGCACCGACUGCGUUGACAGGUUGUUUCUGGACAGCAUAGCUUGAACCAGACUCGAAGCGGAUGGAUUGGGGAAUAUCGAUGUUGCGCUGCUCUCUGGUGUCAAUGCGUUACCACUUGCUCCCCUCACAAGACGCGCGAGUCUGUCAAUUGCAAAUGAUUGCGAUGACUUGGUUUCAAGCAUACCAGCUCGAUGCGCUUCACCUCUGCAGGAUACCUUAACUUCUAAUGCUUGGAACUGCUUCUGCAAUUAAAUUCUGGCAGCGUCUGAGCGGCCUACCUGGAUUGA